UCCCCUUUUCCCAGGAGGCCCCGCCCCUUCGCGGGGCUGCCGGCCUUUGCCACAUCCUCCCUCAGUCCUCCGCAUCCAUCCCCCAAAGCAAAGCAGUGGGGCCUGGAGCCAGGGAUGGAGCCCCGAAGAAGCCCCGGCCUCUCUUAGUUGGCCAGGCCGCGCCUCCCGGAGCUCUCCUUUCUUCGCGUGAGGCGAUGAGCGAGCAGCCUCCGCCGCCGCCUCCUCCUGCUCUUCUGCCUUAAGACGCUCCCGAUGUGGAGCUCGGCGCUGCCGCUCCUCUCGCGGGCCGCCUCCGCCGCCAAGCACGCCUUCGCGCCCUGGAGCCGUUGGCUGGGAGGGAAGGAGGCCGAGGCGCCCCUUCCGUGCCACCCCCUCCACCUCGCUGAGGCGGGCUCCUCGGCGUCGUACCCUUUGGAGGGCAGGACGGGCCCGCGCUGCUGCUGCUGUUGCUGCUGCUGCUUCAAGGGCUGCCUGGGCGCCUGCUUCGUGGCGGCGCUGUGCUUCGGCUCGCUGGCCCUGGUGCGGCGCUACCUCCGCGGCCUGAUGCUGUGGGCCGAGGGGCUGGACAGCUUGGCCGGCGCGCUGCUCUUCACCGCCGGCUUCGUGGUGGUCUCCUUCCCCUGCGGCUGGGGCUACAUCCUGCUCAACGUGGCCGCCGGCUAUCUCUACGGCUUCGUGCUGGGCAUGGGCCUGAUGGCGCUGGGCGUGCUGGUGGGCACCUCGGUGGCGCACCUGGCCUGCAAGAAGCUCCUGGCCCGGUGGGUGCUGGCCCGCAUCCAGGGCAGCGAGCGGCUCAGCGCCGUCAUCCGCGUCGUGGAGGGCGGCAGCGGGCUCAAGGUGGUCGCCCUGGCCAGGCUCACCCCCAUCCCCUUCGGCCUCCAGAACGCCGUCUUCUCCAUCACGGAUCUCUCACUACCAAAUUACCUGAUGGCUUCUUCCAUUGGAUUACUUCCAACGCAGCUCUUAAACUCCUACUUGGGCACCACUUUGCGCACUAUGGAGGAUGUUAUUGAAGAACAAAGUGUUAGUGGGUACUUCAUAUUUAGUUUACAGAUUCUAAUAAGCAUAGGCCUCAUGUUCUAUGUUGUCCACCGGGCUCAAGUGGAACUGAAUGCAGCCAUAGUUGCGUGUGAAAUGGAGAUGAAGACAUCGCUUGUUAAAAGCAGUCAUCCAAGUAAUAGUAAUUCAACAUUUUGCAACAAAAGAACGUUUGCAUUUUCUGGAGGAGGAAUCAACAUUGUAUGACUUCCUCUUCUGAAGUAUUAUUUUAAGGUUUUACGAAUCUUGAAGCCUAACCUAUUGCCUGAACAUUUUUUUUUCUGGACAUCUCAGCAGGACUUAAAUCCCAAACAACUGGAGGAUAUGCUAUGGUACCAAUCAUGCUUGCAGUUUUUAAAUUGCAAAAUGGGUGACAUUUUGUAAGGAUCAGUAAGUGGCUAAGUAACUUCAAAUGCAGAUCCACGUCUGGCUGCACCUUUUGUCAUUAUUAUACUUGUCAUGGCCUGUAGUUUGCACUUUAGAUUUUCUUUUGUUUGCUUCUACAGCUGGAUAAAAAUACCCUUGAAGCAAAUAUUUUUCCUGCUUAGUAUUAUUUAUAAGGCUGUCUAAUAAUAUACAAUAGAUCUUUAAAAAGAAUGAGCAAGUGUAAAGUAUGAUCAUUCCCGUGCAGUAUUUUUAAAUGUGCUUAGCUUUCAGUAUGUUUCCAGAAAAGUAGUAUGUUCUCCCAUUAAUAUUGGGAAUAUCCAGCACAGAGAGUUUCCCACCUCUUAAGGCUGGGAAGGCAAAUUAAUAAGCACUUCCUGUGGAGGAAGGAUCUCUCCCUGUAUAAGCAGUCAGUUUCCUGUCUGUGACAGGUUACAAAGUUUCCUCCUGGCACUUGGAAAAGAGGACCUCUUUAAAAGGGGUGGGGGGAUUUUUGCUAUUUUGGGAACCAUUAGAAUUGUUUGCCCUUGUUUUUUAAUUUGGGGGUAGAAGCGGGAAGGACAAAACAGUAUAUAAAUUUUUGGUUGAAUGUAUUUUUGUAAACCACUGAAACAUUGUGGAGCCAUUCAUUAUAUUUCACAUACCUUUAAAUCCUACAUUGUGGGACUGAAGUGCUCUUAUAUAACCUUUUAAGUUACACUGUGUAAUAUGCAAAGCAAAAGGGAAACUACUGGGUACUUAAUAGAUUGUGGCAAAUAGUGAUCUAAAGGAGAACUUGCAAGUCAAAUGCAAGUCCCCAGCCUGGCAUUACCAUCUUGUGAGUAACAAAGGGCUCUUCCGUUUUCAAUCCUAGUUCUAGUUAGAUACAGAAAGAGUUUUGAAGGGUGUAGACCGGCUUCACUUUGUUCAGUACACUGUAAGAAUGACAGAAAAAGGAACUACAUUUCUGAAAAUAUGACGGUACUAAUAAGUUCAUGUGGCCUUUAUUUUAUAGGGAAGACCUCUUUGGUUUUUCUUUUGAUAAAAGCUUUAAAACCCAACGGAAUUCCUCCCUGACACACGUUCCUCUAAUAAUGCUCGUCAUGUAUAAGUUUUGCAUGGUACAUUAAGACUUGUACCAAUGAAAUGCUGUGAAGAUUGCAUGUGACCUUUUCUUCUUUGCAAGUUUGUUAAGCAUUUGCAAAAAUUAAGGGAAAGACAGGUUUUCCAUCUUUAAGAAAAAAACAAGCCAAGGGCAGAAAUAUUUUUAAGGCUCAGGAAUCUGUAAACAUUUAUUAAGAGAAUUCAUUUCAUAUUACAUAAUAGGACUCUGUGCAGAACAAUUACCAGGUUAUUUGUGGGUUUAAAUGGACUGGAAUAAGCCUAACUGUGCUUGUGUGUUUCAGCACCAUUCUUUACAGAUGCAUAUUUGUAUACCUGAGUUGUGCAUUCCCCCCAUAAAGGUUCAUAGCGGUUGGAACCAGCACCAGAACUGUAUUGAAUUUAAUAUUAUUUUGUCUGCAAUUUUACUUUGUUUUGAACAAUAAAGUAUACUUCUGGCUCUA
Anolis carolinensis (green anole) is the source of this 2966-nucleotide messenger RNA. It is a transcript of the gene tmem64, whose product is annotated as transmembrane protein 64. Gene Ontology annotation, cellular component: endoplasmic reticulum. NCBI's taxonomy places the organism in Eukaryota, Metazoa, Chordata, Lepidosauria, Squamata, Anolidae. The coding region runs from base 253 to 1245 and encodes 330 amino acids. The transcript is spliced from 3 exons. Gene Ontology annotation, biological process: regulation of cytosolic calcium ion concentration; positive regulation of osteoclast differentiation; positive regulation of bone resorption. The record is from RefSeq and is a predicted model, not a curated record.